AUGAAACUUUCGUUAUCUCUCUCUUUGUCAUCUCGACGUUUCUCAUCUACAACAGAAUUUUCUACAUCAAGUUCAGAAUACUGGUUCAAAGCACAGCAAACACACGACUUUGUUGUUGGAAACUUGUUGACGUCUUACAAUAGCUACCGAGUCAAUACGACCAGUGAAACAGAUGUUGCUUAUGAAUGGUAUAACGCCAGUCAAAUCUACGCAGAUGCUGCUAUGAUUCAAGCUGGCGAUGCACGAUAUAUUCCCUACAUGAACAAAAGCUAUGCUUGGAUGAAUAACAUGUGGGACACUUUGAGUAGUAAUGGUGGUUACUAUGCAACUGCCAAUGUGGAUGGAACUGGUAGCGGAGGUGAUAAAUAUGCCGACGAUAAUAGCUUAACAGGUAUUAUUUAUCUAGAUGGCUACAAUGUGAGCACUGGUACCACGAAAGCCAACUAUUUGAAUUCGGCAAUAGCCUGUGCACAUUGGUUGAUGUAUAGUGGUCAAUGGGAUUCUGUGUAUGGCGGUGGAUUUUGGUGGAAUACAAUCCGAGAAAGCAAGCCAACACAAACGAACGGUUUAGCACUGCAAUUGUUCUUGGGACUCUAUCAAAUAACAGGACAGAUCUUUUAUCGCGACUGGUCAUUUUCUGUGAGAGACUGGUUAAUGAACGAAAUGUUCGACGCUACAACCGGUUUGUUCAUUUGGAAAAUAGAUGGACCGGGUACAGGUAUCAAACAUACUGAAAACUUCACCUAUGACAAUGCUAUAAUGAUCGAAGCAUUCUUGUUGUAUGCGCACAUUAUCGGAGAUUACAGCUAUAUUGCAAAAGCGCAAGCAUUAGGUAACAGAAUGAAUACGAUUCUUUGGAACAGCACCUAUCAAGUUUAUCUUUUCUACAAUACAAGCGAACGAAUAAAUCCGGCAUGGUGCGGAUGGGCAUCACAAGCCAUGAUAAAACUUUAUCUAUCCGAUGGUAAUACUACCUGGCUUGAUUACGCUCAGCAAAAUAUUGACUAUAUGAAUUCGAAACUAAGAAACACAACGAAUUAUGGUUAUUAUGCUUUCUGUGAUGUUGACGGAAGCAAUGUUGAUACAAGGCACGAAGGUGUCGAUCAAGCUUGGAUGCAACGAGUGCAAAUGCUUUUGUCUAGUUACAGAUAA
This is a messenger RNA of Rotaria sp. Silwood2, 1152 nucleotides long. The record is from the annotation of a GenBank genome assembly. Lineage: Eukaryota; Metazoa; Rotifera; Eurotatoria; Philodinida; Philodinidae.